Anolis carolinensis (green anole) is the source of this 5936-nucleotide messenger RNA. It is a transcript of the gene arhgef18, whose product is annotated as Rho/Rac guanine nucleotide exchange factor 18. Gene Ontology annotation, molecular function: guanyl-nucleotide exchange factor activity. Gene Ontology annotation, biological process: regulation of Rho protein signal transduction; small GTPase-mediated signal transduction. The record is from RefSeq and is a predicted model, not a curated record. The transcript is spliced from 30 exons. The coding region runs from base 83 to 4375 and encodes 1430 amino acids. NCBI's taxonomy places the organism in Eukaryota, Metazoa, Chordata, Lepidosauria, Squamata, Anolidae. Gene Ontology annotation, cellular component: plasma membrane.
AGGCAGGACAGACGGAGCCCGCUCUGAUUCCUCCUCGGCCGGGCCGGCUCCGCAGGGCCGGCGUUGACCCCCGUGACCCCCGAUGGCCGACUCCUUGCUCAACCACUCCUGGCCUUCCUUCUCCCGGAGAUGGAUGAAGCGCUGGUCCUUCAAGAGAGCUUCGGAGUGCAAGCCGCCGUCCGGACGAGACUUCCCAACCCGGAUCCAAACCGUUUCAGCUUCCGCUUGCAGCAGUCCGGACGAGGAGGAGGAGGAGGCCUUUUUCGGCAGCAUGGCCGAAGGGCAGGAGGACGACCUUUCCUCCCUCGAUGCGCGAGCGCACAGCAGCAGCGAAGACCUUCCCUCGCUGGACGGGGCUCUCCAGGGGUCGGAGUAUUACCGGGACCUGGGCCUUUCGGGGGUCCCGGCCCCCCGUCCGGAUGGGGCGCCCCACUUGCUGGACGAGAAGGCCCACGUCUGCUCCUGCAGCUUCGAAGCCUGUCCGGGACUGGCCCAGGACAGGUUCAGCCUGGACACUGCUUCGUCCUCCUCCUCCUCGGACGGAGAGAAGGCCCUCCCCAAGGGUCCGAGGCCAGAGAGUGGACAAGCGGACGGGGGCCACGUGGGGAAGCGCCUGAGGUCCCGAUCCGUCCCCUCGCCCCAGGAAGUGGCCCCUUCCCCGCCGUCCGUCACCCAUAGAGCGGAGGUCGCCUUGGCUGUCAGUACGGGGUCCGGGCCGCCCGUGUUGGACGUGAUCGGAAGGGACCGCGUGGCCCCGGAGCAAAUGCUGAUGGUUCAGCAGGUGCUGAAGGAGCUGACGCAGUUCCACGGGGCCAAGCGAGGCCUGCGAGGGCCGGAGGGGGUGGAAGCGGCCCCUCCGCAAAACCUGACCUGGUUCGAGUUUCUCUCCAACGAAAGAGACCCUUCCUCAGAAAGAGGCCACCCCACCGUCAAGCGCCGCCUGAGCCACCUCCGCAGCCGCGUCACCGGCUCCUGGCAGAAGGACAAGGGCAAGAGCAAAGAGCGGGAGAAGGAGCCGCCCGGGGAGGCCUUGACGGACGCGGCCACCAACUGCACGACCAUCAUCCACAGAAGCGGCAAGAGCCUCUCCCCUGAAGGCAGCAUCACCAGCAGCAGCAGCAGGCUCAAGCAAAAGGAUUUGCAGCUCUGCCCUCCUAAUUCUUUGCAAGCCGCCUCGCUCCGGGAGCAGCACCACCACGUGCACCCGCCGGCCGGACACGAUGGAGGAAGCGGCAUGACCGUCCUCGGCCAGAGGGGAGCCUCCUCGCCGUCCGCCCUGAGUGCCGCCGCCGGUCAGCUUGGACUCACCGGGGGAGAGAUGGACGAAGGGGAUUCUUCCGGCCUCGCCAGGCUCAAACCGGCCACCGACGAUGCGGUCUCCCUGUCGACCUCGGAAUCGGUCUUCGUGGAAGAUGGCCACUUGGCCUCGUUGCGGAACGAGCUGGAAGCAGACGCCCGGGAGUUCGAGGCCCAGUCGUGGAGCCUGGCGGUGGAGCCCUGGUUCUCCAAGGCCCAGGAGCGGGACACCGUCAAGCGGCAAGACGUCAUCUACGAGCUGAUGCAGACAGAGAUGCACCACGUCCGGACCCUGAAGAUCCUGCUGAAGGUCUACUCGCGGGCUGUGCGGGAAGAGCUCCAGUCGGGCCCGGCCGCUGCUCAGCGCCUCUUCCCCUGCGUGGAGGAUCUGCUGGAGCUCCACGCGGCCUUCUUCUCGCACCUCAAGGAGCGCCGGGCCCAGUCCCUGGAGGACGGCAGCCAGCGCAACUACGUCAUUCAGCGCAUCGGGGACCUCUUGGUGCAGCAGUUUUCUGGCGAGACGGGCGAGCGGAUGAAGGAGAAGUACGGGGUCUUCUGCAGCGGCCACGGCGAGGCCGUCGGCUACUACAAGGAGCUGAUGCAGCAGAGCAAGAAGUUCCAGAACCUGAUCAAGAGGAUCAGCAACUCGUCCAUCGUGCGGCGCCUGGGCAUCCAGGAGUGCAACCUCCUCGUCACGCAGCGCAUCACCAAGUACCCCGUCCUGCUGGAGCGCAUCAUCCACAACACGCAAGCCGGCACCCCGGAGUGGGAGGACCUGACGCAGGCGCUGGCCCUGAUCCGGGCGGUGCUGACGGCGGUGGACGCGGCGGUGAACGAGUGCGAGAAAGGGCAGCGCCUCCGGGAGAUCCUGGCCCGGACGGAGCUCAAGGCCUCCUCGGCCGGGAAGUUCAAGAACGGCCUCGUCUUCCGCAAGGAGGACCUGCUCCAGCGCCGGCUCCAUCUGGACGGGCCACUCUACCUCAAGGCCGGCUCGGGACGCCUCAAAGACAUCCUGGCCGUCCUGCUGACAGACGUGCUUUUGCUCCUGCAAGAGAAGGACCAGAAGUACGUCUUUGCAUCCGUGGACGCCAAGCCGCCGGUGAUUUCGCUGCAGAAGCUGAUCGUCCGGGAAGUGGCCAACGAGGAGCGGGCCAUGUUCCUGAUCAGCGCCUCUUUGAAGGGGCCAGAGAUGUACGAGAUACACACCGCCUCCAAGGAGGACAGGAACUUCUGGAUGGCGCAGAUCCGCCAGGCGGUGGAGAGCUGCCCCGACGAAGAGGAAGGCGUCCUCGCCGACCUGGAGGAGGAACGCAAGGAGGCCGAAGCCAGGGCCGCGAAGCUGAAAGACUUCCAACAGCGCCUGAGCGCGAAAGACGAGCAGAUUGUGCAGAGCCUGAACGAGAAGCAGCAGAUCUACUUGGAGAUGGCCGAGACGUACGGCUUCGAGGACCCGGGCCUCUUGCGCCCCCCUCUCCUUGUCCCGAAGGCCGAGUCCCCGGAGGACCUCCACGGGGAAGCCAUCCUCAAGCAGGCCGUGGAGCAAGUGGAGAGCCUGCAGAGCUGGAUCGUGGCCCAGUUUGGGAGCGGAGCCGACCCCCGUCCCGAAGAGCCCAGCGGGGCCGGAGCCUUGAGGCGCGCAGAGACCUUUGGGGGCUACGACAGCGCCAUGGCGGGAACCCCGGCCAAAGCCGGAAGCUUUAAGCGGAAGGCUUGCGUCGGCCUGGGUGGGGAUCCUCGGCCGCGGGAUCAUCGGAAGGGGCCUCUCGGGGACGCCGAGGCCGGAGAAGAGGGGCCGCACCUGGGCGAUGAUGUCUUCAGGCCGGAGCCCACCCGCCUGUGCCUGCGCUUGGAGACGGAGAUGGAGCUCCUCCAGAAGGUCCAGGCGCUGGCCCAGCUCCUGCUCAGCCUCCAGGGUGUGUUGUCGCGGCAGGAGAGCUGCCUGGUGCUGCAGCGCGGGGCCCUCCUGGACCGGGAGAAGCAGCUGCGCCUGCAGUCCACCCGCGGGAGCCUCUUGCUGGAGCAGGAGCGGCAGCGCAACUUCGAGAAGCAGCGGGAGGAGCUGGCCGGGGUGCAGAAGCUGCAGGCCCAGCUGAAGGCCGAGCAGCAGCGCUGGGAGCGGGAGCGGGAGCGGCGGCAGCGCCAGGACGAGGCCAACGAGGCCCGGCUGCGGCUGCGCGAGGAGGAGGCCCGGCGGGCGGCCCAGCGCCUCCAGGACGAGCAGCGGGAGCUGCAGCGCCAGCGCGAGGCCUACCAGCGCGACCUGGAGCGCCUGCGCGAGGCCCAGCGGGCCGUGGAGAAGGAGCAGGACCGCCUGCAGCACCUCCGCCGCACCAAGAAGCCCUCGCUCGCCGGACAGAGUGCCAGCUCCCCCCUCGAGGGCGGGCAGGUUUUGAGCCACGCACCCAGCUUCAACGGCGAGGGUCCGGAGGGGAGGCCGGGGGGUCGGGCGAGCCUCUCGGGGCCGGAGGGGCCGGACCUUGGGGCGGACGCGGGGGGGUUGGCGGCGCGGCCCUCUCUCUCUCCGCUGCUGCCGGGGCCCCUGAAGAACGAGGUGCCGCUACACCUGCUCAGCGCCACCAACCAGAUCCAGAAGCAGGCCGCCGUCCAGCAGCAGAUCCCCACCAAGCUGGCCACCUUCACCAAGAGCAGCAGCAGCAGCAAGGGGCCCCGGGCCCCCUCCCACCGCACAGACAGCUCUGCCUCAGUCGACAUGCGGCAUCUCCUCUCCGCGCGAUCGGCUGGACGGGAAGAGUCCCUAUCGCGGAGUCGCCUCUCGGCCGCCAGCCCAGUCUUCCCUGCGGGUAAGUUAGUCAGGGAGGGGUUCUGCGGGCUUCCCAUGGCGACACCCAGCAGCCAGCCUGCCUUCCUUCCUUCCUUCUCUCCUCUUUCCCCGCAGACCUGCCGGGUGCCUCCGAGAGCGGCCACCUUGCGACGCCUCCCCCCGCGGCCCUCCUCUUCAAGCCCCAAGGCGCCCACGCCCUCCCGCCCGCCCCAGAUGAUCCUGGCAAGGAGGACGUCAUUUUCUUCUGACUUGGAAAAAGCUCGGGAGGCAUUCCUAUUGCAUCGGACGUUUUCGUAAAGGGGGUUAGGAGAUUCUUUUGUGUGAAACGAGAGGCGGCCGGGCAAACGUCUUAUUCGCAGCCAUGUCUUCGGGAGAGAUUCCGGGUUUUGAUCGUCUUCUUCACCUUCCUAUUUUAUCGGACAUUUUUGUGCCCGAGGAUCCGAGGUUCUUUUGUCUGUGUGAAACAAGAGACGGCCGGGGAGACGGAGGAGACUCCGAAGGACAUCUUAUUCGCAGCCAUGCCUUCGGGAGAGAUUCCGGUUUUCGACCCUCUUCUUCCCCUUCCUAUUGUAUCAGACGUUUGUGCCUGAGGAUACGAGGUUCUUUUGUGUGAAACGAGAGCUGGCCAGGCGAACGGAGGCUCUGCAGGACGUCCUAUUUGCAGACAUACCUUUGGGAGAGAUUCUUGUUUUUGUUUCUCCUCUUCCCCUUUUUAUGGUAUCGGAUGCUUUCUCGCCCAAGGAUCCGAGCUUCUUUUGUCUGUACGAAAUGAGAGGCAGCCAGGCAGACCUCCUGGAUGUCCUAUUCCCAACCCUGCCUUCAGUGGAGAUUCCAGUUUUCGAUCUUCUUCUUCCCCUUCGUAUUGUAUCUGAUAUUCGCACCCGAGGAUUCAAGAUUCUUUUGUCUUUGCAAAACGAGAGGUGGCCGGGCAGACCGAGGAGUCUCCACAGGACGCCCAUUUCUUCGUCUCUCUCUUUCUUUGUUCCGUGUUCUUCCCGCAUCCUACGUGCCACGCAAGGCUUAUUUGUUGAGCUCAUGUCCGGUAUUUUGGGAAACAAAAAAACCCAGUUUCCUCAGCCCUUAGACCUCCACGCCGUUGCCUUUCAGAAGGGAUCUUUCACAAGAGACGUUGCCUAGUUUCCGGGGCCGAGUGUCUUUCCGCAACAUGGAACUCCCUUCCUUCCGUCUUUCGUGCCGAAAUUCCACCGUUCCGUGCAAAUGUGGACUUCGUAAAGACUUCUCUUUUUGGGGGAUCCAGUGGUGUCUUGCUCCGCAAAGAACUGUCGCAGGAGGAAAUAAUUAUUAAGAAAUGAAGUGAAGAAGUGAAAGCAUUUCCUCUCUCAACGAGGACAUUUUGAGCGUCCCGAUACUGCCAGGAAUGUUGACUCUCGUCGGCAUUUAGGGACAAAGUUUUUAGCGGGGAAAGAAGCGUGUUGGUGGGAAAACUCUCCCAGGAAGAAGAAGAAACAGCCUGUGUCUUAAUAAUAACAACAACAACAACAUUAGACCUAAUCCUAGCUAUUUCCUCCUGUUGUUUUCCGGCUGCAUCCGGAUCGCUUUGUGCCAUAUUCUCAGUGUCUUGAUGUCUCUGUGUGUGUGUAUAAAUAUCUAUAUAUAUAUGUAUAUUUUGGUACAGAAAAGAAAUCAGAGCACUUUAGAACAAUGACGGGCGGCCAUCAAAGUUCCCCGUUCGCCAAGACUUGAUUCGCGAGCAUCCACUGCCUAUGACAACAUUGGUGGUAGUUGCGUUAUUAUUUCCAACAUGGACACUCCCCUCCUAAAAUCUACAAUGUAAACACCUCUCACCAACGGGGUGUGCCUUAGGAUCUUCUCUAAAUAAAGCUUUUUUUUCCUUUUC